CCAAGACCGGCCACCCAUAACAUUCGGCGUGCUCGUCCAAAUCCUGUCAUAUUUAUCGCUCCCAGACGUUUAUUUUCCCUUUAAUCGCCAUGGAGAACGUGCCUAAGGACUUGAGGAACCUGCGGUCGUGUCUCGUGUGCUCCCUGGUCAAGACGGUUGACAUGUUCGAGACCGACGGAUGCGACAACUGCGAUGAGUUCUUGCGGAUGAAGAACAACCGCGACAAUGUGUUCGACUGCACCUCAUCCAACUUCGACGGGUUCAUCGCGCUUAUGAGCCCCAAAGACAGCUGGGUGGCUAAAUGGCAGAGGAUCAAUAAGUGUGUGCAGGGAAUCUACGCCAUCAGCAUCACCGGGCGUCUUCCUCCCAACGUGGUGAGGGAGAUGAAGACGAGGGGGCUGAAGUACAGGUCCAGGGACAUGACCAAGGUGUGAAGAUGCUGGGUGGUGGUGGUGGUGGUGGUGGUGAUGAUGGUGAUGGUGAUGGUGAUGGUGGUGGUGGUGAUGAAAAUGGGAGGAUAAGGAAGAUAGGGGUAAAGAAAAUGGGAGGAGAAAGAAAGAUGGGAUGAUCAGGCUAAAGAAAAUGGGAAGAUUAAAGAAAAUGGGGAAUGAAAGAAAAUGGGAAAUGAAAGAAAAUGGGACAAGAAAGAAGAUGGGAAGAUUAAAGAAAAUUGGACAAGGAAGAAAAUGGGAAUAUUAAAGAAAAUGAGAAAUAAAGAAAAUAGAAAAAAUAAAGAUAGGAAAAGAAAGAAAAUUAAAAGAUUAAGAAAAUAAGAUAAUUUAAGAUGAGAGAGAGAGAGAGAGAGAGAGAGAGAGAGAGAGAGAGAGAGAGAGAGAGAGAGAGAGAGAGAGAAUGAUGAUAGUUGAGAAAGAGAAAGAAAGAAAGGAAGAGAGAAAAGAAUGUUGAGAGAGAGAGAGAGAGAGAGAGAGAGAGAGAGAGAGAGAGAGAGAGAGAGAGAGAGAGAGUAUUAUUAGAAUUUAUUUUCACUUGUACUUUUUAAGAUUGAAUAAAAUUGUAUAAAAAUGUA
Messenger RNA from Eriocheir sinensis (Chinese mitten crab), 1027 nucleotides. RefSeq names its product transcription elongation factor SPT4-like (gene spt4). The record is from RefSeq and is a predicted model, not a curated record. The coding region runs from base 90 to 434 and encodes 114 amino acids. NCBI's taxonomy places the organism in Eukaryota, Metazoa, Arthropoda, Malacostraca, Decapoda, Varunidae. Gene Ontology annotation, molecular function: zinc ion binding; RNA polymerase II complex binding. Gene Ontology annotation, cellular component: DSIF complex; nucleus. The transcript has 4 exons. Gene Ontology annotation, biological process: mRNA processing; chromatin organization; positive regulation of DNA-templated transcription, elongation.